Populus trichocarpa (black cottonwood) is the source of this 1823-nucleotide messenger RNA. RefSeq names its product DNA-(apurinic or apyrimidinic site) endonuclease 2. The record is from RefSeq and is a predicted model, not a curated record. Lineage: Eukaryota; Viridiplantae; Streptophyta; Magnoliopsida; Malpighiales; Salicaceae. Bases 137 to 832 code for a protein of 231 amino acids. The transcript is spliced from 7 exons.
AAUAUAUAAUUUUACUAUUCCAAUCCACGGUUAUAGCAACAAUGAAAUUCUCGCCCCAUUUGACUUUCUUUAUAAUUUCACUCACAGGAAACGAAAUUAUGAAGCCAAGAAAUAACAUUAGAUUUAUUAAUAGCUGAUGGGUACGUGCCCUUUUUUUCUUGCACUCGAGGUAAUGCUAAAGGCCUUACUGGGUACUCCGUCUGCUUUUUCGAGUUCCGAAGUAGCAUUGCCGGUUGCGGCAGAGGAGGGUUUUACCAGGAAGUUUGCAUAUGGGCCUCAAGCGGCGAGUGAAGAUAUGGAGAGAAUUGAGUUUAAGAUGAAGUUUUUUAAGAUAUUACAGAAGAGGAGCAUGCAAUGCUGGUCGUUGAGUACAGGUGCUGAACAAUUUAAUUUUGGGAGUAGGAUUGACCAUAUUCUUUGUGCUGGACCAUGCUUGCAUCAAGAGCAUGACCUGCAAGGCCAUAAUUCUUUGUCCUGCCAUGUCAAGGAAUGUGACAUAUUGACAGAGUAUAAACGCUGGAAACUUGGAGAUACAUCUAGGUGGAAAGGAGGGUGGGGCAUCAGAUUGGAAGGCUCAGAUCAUGCUCCUGUUUAUACAAGUUUGGAGGAAAUCCAUGAUAUUCCCACACAUAGCACUCUGCCUUUAUCUUCUAGAUAUCUAUCUGCCAAUGAUUCAUGGUGUCCAGCAAACUCUUGUGACCUUGUUAAUGAUAAGGCAGGCUGCUACAUGACUUCAAUCCUGCAGGAUAUCAAGUUCAUCUUCAGAUGGAGAUGCUACUGUACGGACGUGAAUUCACUGAUGAGAAUCAGGACCGUCCUAACACUACAGUGAUCCUGCAAAGUCAGCAUACUAAGUUGGUGCCUGCAGAGGGAACCCAGAAAAAAGCAAGAAAAAGUUGGUGUUUCCAGCUCUCUCUAAGAUCUUUUUUCCAGAGAAGUCCCAACCUUAGCACUGUGGCUGAGAACUCUUCUACUAAAACAUCACCUAGGCAGGCAGAACCAAACUCUAGAAAUCACUCGAGUGAUUCUCAUGCAAUGGAUGAUAAAAGCAGCAGUCCCAAUUACUGCAAAGUGAAUUCAAGGACAGUCUCUCAGGAUCAAGAUGAAGGAAAUGAUGGUUUGCUUGAGAGACAGAAAAAUAGUGUGCUAUGUUGGAGUGGCAGAAGAUACAGCAACUCAUGCAGAAUAGUAUUCCUGUUUGCAAGGGUCACAAGGAACCUUGUGUUGCUCGGAUAGUAAAGAAACCAGGUCCUACUUUAGGCCGCAGGUUUUUUGCCUGCUAUUCACCCUAAUCCUUCUUCACAUCCAAGCAUUCAAUGAUACGCAUACAUCCAACUAUGUUUUAGUAUACAAAUCAAAUGCCUUUGGAACAUUAUAAGUUAAAAUCAUUUAGCACGUCCACAAUGAAGCAAUUCUUGUAAAUGACCUGUCAUUUGACCAACUUCUCUGGCCUUCUGUACCGUGCAGAAUGUGGCAGAUAGUGUUUGACCUCUCUGGUGAUGCUCCUUUUCAUUUCAAGUUCUUUUGGUCUUGUGGGGACCUGCAUCCAAUCCUGAAGCAAAUUGAGGCUACUUCAAAUGGGCUUCUUCCAAAUCCAGGCACAGAUGACUGCUUGUGACUUAUUUUGUAAAUAACUAUUGCUGCAGUUUUUGUAAAACUUCCCUUCCCCAUUCAACAAUUUGUUCCCAGUCCUCUGUUCAAUCGAAGGGCUUUAGGCUGUUCGGCAAUUGCACCAGCUGAAGAUGUUCUGCAUCAGCUGGUUGUGUUAUGUGAAAUUGUUGCACUUUAUUCUGUUACUUAUAAUUAAUAUGAUGAUACAAUCA